Molecule: messenger RNA, 801 nt
Organism: Naumovozyma castellii
Lineage: Eukaryota; Fungi; Ascomycota; Saccharomycetes; Saccharomycetales; Saccharomycetaceae
Gene: NRG2
Product: Nrg2p
Exons: 1
Coding region: 1-801 (266 amino acids)
Source: RefSeq, a predicted model, not a curated record
AUGAUGAUGACUGAACUUCAACACAUUCAAUUGAGUGGACCUUCUCCAUAUACCACCAGCAAUUUAAGAGAAAACAAUAAAUCGCCUGUUCAGAUGAUGGUAAGUUAUGCAUUGAGUUCUAAUAAUAGUUCGAUGGACUUGCCAUUAGAAAAGAAAUUUCAAACACUAUUACCAAUUGUCGAUACUACUUCAAGAAUCGACAACGAUUUAAAAUGGAAACUAACUAAGAAGUUUUCAUUUGAAUCGGAGAAAUCUCCCAUAACACCAACUCUCACUAUACCAACUAUUACGUUCGAAAAAUCUCACAAUUAUACCUUUGAAACCAACACAAAUAUCUAUUUGGCACCACCAACACCCAGUGCUACACCAAUCGGGACGCCCAUGGGGACGCCAAAUGUCACCCCUUCUGCUACACCUCCACCACAAAUUGCAACAAUGACGCACCCAACCUCGAUGGAACAUCUACCUGUAGAAUUAGUUUCCAAAUCUCACCUAAGUCCGUCCAUAAAUAACAAGACGUGGCAGGAUAAAUAUAACAACAAUAAGCAACCAAUUAUGAUGAAGAUAACGAAGAAGACGAAGACUGAUAAAAAUAUAGCCAUGAAGAGACAACAAAAUCGUCGUAAGCACGUUUGCAAAAUCUGUUCCACUGGUUUUACCACAUCAGGUCAUCUUUCAAGACAUAAUAGAAUCCAUACGGGGGAAAAGAACCACUCUUGUCCUUUCGAAGGCUGUAACCAGAAGUUCAGUAGGCAUGACAAUUGUCUGCAACAUUAUAGAACUCAUCUAAAAAAAAAUUGA